This is a messenger RNA of Puccinia graminis f. sp. tritici CRL 75-36-700-3, 405 nucleotides long. RefSeq lists its product as uncharacterized. Bases 1 to 405 code for a protein of 134 amino acids. Lineage: Eukaryota; Fungi; Basidiomycota; Pucciniomycetes; Pucciniales; Pucciniaceae. The transcript is spliced from 2 exons. The record is from RefSeq and is a predicted model, not a curated record.
AUGAAGAAUGGUGGGACGCUUCCUGAUUCACGUUUGCCGACCAACCAACUUCUGACCAUACUCUCAUACUCGCUCUUUGUUAUUCCAUUCCCAGUACUCAACCAGCGACCCCUAUUAGAUCCGACACUCUGGAAGGACGCCACCUUGAAAAUCGCCAAAUCUUGUAACAAGAUGUUACAAACUAACGAACCAACUGCUCAGCUUCCCUCGGCAUUCGCUGCAGCACUUGCUGAGUUGAAGGCAGAUAAUGAAGCGCGAGAAGCGAGGGCGGUAAACCGUCGCAACGAAGCGGCGACCCAGAUGGUGACAAUGAAGCGCGAGCUCACAUCACUCAGUAGGAUCGGUGAAGGACGAGCUCACAUCACUCAAGGGCCAAGUAGGAUUGAUGAAGAACGAGCUGGCUAG